Anopheles moucheti is the source of this 5950-nucleotide messenger RNA. RefSeq names its product heterogeneous nuclear ribonucleoprotein L (gene sm). The record is from RefSeq and is a predicted model, not a curated record. Lineage: Eukaryota; Metazoa; Arthropoda; Insecta; Diptera; Culicidae. The coding region runs from base 933 to 2486 and encodes 517 amino acids. Gene Ontology annotation, molecular function: mRNA binding. Gene Ontology annotation, cellular component: nucleus. Gene Ontology annotation, biological process: regulation of RNA splicing; mRNA processing. The transcript is spliced from 14 exons.
CGUUAGUUUCCGUUUUUCCUGAGCCCGCCGAGUUCUAAGAAGUGUCGUGAGCAUUCAGCCAGUGUUUUCUUCACGUAUCUUCACCGAGAAGUUGUGCAUGCAAAAGGAAAGGUGUUUUCUAAAAGUGUUGUUUGGCGCGAUAUCCAAAUAAAAAUAUCUCCCCGUGGCCCAAUAAGAUCCGUGUCUUGGUGCGUGUUCUUGAAGCCCGCGUGCGUAUUCGUGCAUUGUGAUUGAGUGAGAGGGUGCGUAAGGUGUGCAAUCAUCGUGUGUGUUGUAAUCGCAAGAGAAGAAGCAGAAGCAAGUUUGCUUUCUUCCACUGAGUCCCCCAUCCCGCAAAUAAAAAAAAAAGUUGCCCAUCCCUGCCCAGAGGGCGGCAUUCCAACAGUGUUUGUGUGUGCGCGCGCGUGUGUGUGUGCGUGGGGUAAUUCACAGCUCGAAGAGUUUCCAAGAUCUCCAGUUUUCCACAACAACCCCCCCCUCCAAUCCGGUGGUGUGGUGGUCGUGAUCAGCAGCCGAGUCGGUACGCGCCAUUUGUUACCACAUACCCACACGAACUACACGAAACACACGAUCUCUCUGUCUCUCACUCUCGCUCUCACUCUCUCCAUUUCCUUCUGUCCGUCUGUCUGAACAAAAAUAAUAAUAAAAAAACACACCCUCACACCCUGUUCGACUGACACCACCAAACUCUUUGGAGUAACAGCAAAAUAAACAAAAAAAAACACACAUUUAAAAGAAAAUCACAACAAAUCCGGGUAGCCCGUGAACCAAAAACCCUUAGCCGCGAAAACAGCGGAGCGGAUCACCCUCCGUGUGUGUGUGUGUGUGCGCCUAAAGCAGAGAAACAACACUCGUCCAGGAGCCGCGCAGGCUACACGACCCGCACAACGAUCGCGUUCACACAGCAGCAACAUCCCCCCGGUGCCGGUGUAAUGAUCAUGGCGUCAUUCAACGGUGGUAGCGCCGCGGGCGGCGGCGGUGGCGGUGGCGGUGGCCAGGAUGGACCGCACAACAAGCGUCUCUGUACCGGCCAGGAGAUGAGCGAGGUGCCGCUCAAUAGUCGGAACAACAACAACAACAUCAACGUCACAGACGAACCACGCCGGAAGCGUGACGUUGCGACACGCCCCAACCAUAUCCUGCUGUUCACGAUCCUGAACCCGAUCUAUCCGAUCACAGUGGACGUACUGCACACGAUCUGUCAACCAAAUGGCCAAGUGCAACGCAUCGUGAUAUUCAAGAAGAAUGGCGUCCAAGCAAUGGUCGAGUUUGACAGCAUAGAGUCAGCGACUCGUGCCAAAGACAGCCUAAACGGUUGCGACAUCUACUCCGGCUGCUGCACACUGAAGAUCGACUACGCAAAGCCAGAAAAACUCAAUGUUUACAAAAACGACAGUGACUCCAGUUGGGACUACACGCUGGUAGCUGCCACCACAGUCAAGGAGGUCGGUAAUGGACGCUCGCCCCUGCUCCAGGAUCCAACGCUCUUCGGUGGACGACCGCAGCCGUACAGUAAGUACCUUUCACCAUCACAUACACCCUACAACGAGUACUCUCAACCUACUCAGGGGACCCGCUCAAAACCUGCUCUGCUGGGCGCCGGUGGAGGAAACGGUUUUCCACCGAACUUUUCACCACCGGACUUCCAUCCAUCGGAGAACUGGAAACCGGCCGCCGCCGGUACGCAUGUCGGUCUGAUGAAAGACCCACCGUUGCCCCGCAAUGGACCCACCAACUUCAUCCAACCAACACAACAACAGGGCGCAGUGAUGAUGGUUUACGGACUCGACAAUGGAACCGCCAACACCGAUAAGCUUUUCAAUCUGUUCUGCCUUUACGGCAACGUAGUGCGGAUAAAGUUCCUGAAGACCAAGGAAGGUACCGCCAUGGUCCAAAUGGGUGAUGCCAUCGCAGUCGAACGUUGCGUCCAGCACCUGAACAACAUUCCAAUCGGAAAUGAUGGCAAAAUUCAGAUCGCAUUUUCCAAGCAGAACUUUUUGUCCGAGGUCACAAACCCGUACACCCUGCCGGAUCAUACGCCCAGCUUCAAGGAAUACACCGGCUCGAAGAACAACCGUUUCCUGUCGCUGACGCAGGCAAGCAAGAACCGCAUCCAACCGCCAAGCAAGAUUCUUCACUUCUUCAACACACCGCCAGGACUAACCGAUGAGCAGCUGAUUGCUGCGUUCAGUAGCAACGAUUGCCACCCGUCGCAAGUACGCAUGUUCCCACUGAAAUCGGAACGCUCCUCGUCCGGGCUGGUUGAGUUCCCGAGCGUCGCCCUAGCCGUCCAGGCCAUCAUGAAGUGCAACCACACCGCCAUCGAUCACAAAGGCACAAAGUUCCCGUUCAUCAUGAAACUCUGCUUUUCGUCGUCCAAAACGAUGAACGGUGCGUGGAAUAACGAGAACAUCGAGAACAUGAAGCAGGGUUCCGCCGUCCCAACGACGCCCGGUGCCGAAGAUGAGCCGAUGCAGGCGCGAUAAAUCGAUCGCGCACCACACGCUGCACCGGGCCCGAUGCUUUUCGAUGAGCCUGUAUGCUGCGGUCCCGCGAUCCUCGUGCAAAACCGUGUUUUGAUGGAACUACGGGUUCAUCCCUGUGUGUUUUGAUGUGAUGACGAAUGAGACGAACAGAAGAAGAACAGAACAGAAAAAAGAAAGUAACCGAUAUUAAUGCAUGCAAAAAUCUAAACCCGGAGGUUUCGCAGGUCGAUCGCAAUUUCAUCCUCAGUCAACAAAUUCAUCACCAUUCAUCGUAACCAAUCACCAUCGUAUUUCUGUCAAGUGCAGCAUCCUAGUUGCGGCCACCAUCUCACCUUCCACAAGCAUCGCACGUCGCGCUCGUUUGUGAGCGCGCGCGUGCGUUGAGGAGUAACGCAAAAAAAAAAACCCCUCAUCUCGUCUAUCCAUAUUGCGCUACACAGUAGAGUUAAGCUGAACCAGCUGAAAACCAGCUGAUCGAAUGUGAGUACGUGCAGUUCUCGCAAAUAGGAUUGUAAAACAUGGCUUUGCAGAUAAUGCCACGCUGCACUCGUUCGUUCGUUCUAUGAUGAGCGCAAGGAUUCGUCCAGUAUAGGAUACAAGUAAUGGUUAGAUUGUUUAAUUUUAUUAGCAACACAGCCGCAAACAUGGAAUGGAAUGGCGCAACACGAAAGUAAACCACCGGAAGAUGAUAGUGAAGAUUGACGAAAUGGACGACCAAGCGCAGAUGAGGGAACACCCUUACACUACUUAAUCAAUGCCGGAACCCCACAGACGGCCUAUUGGCUGUACCAUGGCGGGCAAACCAGUAGCAGAAGCAUGUCUCUCGUACGGGAAGCAUGCUGGAUAUUUUAGCCCCUCGCUCUCAUUUUCUUUACCGCUUUACAAUCGAAUCCCACAUCAUGCAACAAUCGUCACAAUCAACUAGAAAAGAAAAGACUAGGAGCUGAAAUGAGAAAGGAAAGGAUAAGCUGUGCGAGAAGAUGAUAAAACUAAAAGCGAAAGAUAACGACAACAAAAGAUACCCAAUGGGCGGCAAACGAAUGAAAGCUUUGAAACCAAAAAAAAACAAGAGAAGGAAAAGAUAAUAAGGCGCUGCAAAUGGAAACAAAUCAACCGGCGAUGGCCGGACUGGCUUUCGCCAGCAAUAAGAAACUUCGCUCCCCGGAUGGUUUGCAAUUGGCGCAAGGUGGCGCAUCAGUGCGUCGUGUGUUCGAUUUUUAGACAAUUAAGUAAGAACAAACACCUAACUUUUAAAACCUUCUAUCUGUCCACUUGUCACCUUAUAUCCCAAAUGUUGUUAUCCUCGACAAAUUUGUGCUUCUUGUUUUGCCGGUUAAAUUAAUCUCCAUUUAUCCAGUUCUUUACCUGUAUUGUUAGCAUGAUCAUGUUUCGAUUUUUGUAAUCCUUUCUUUCCUUACCCUGUGAGCCCUUCUUAGGUACAUUGAUACAACAACAAGAGAAAAGACAUUAUUUAUUGUUUACUAAUUUAGAAGAAAUUGCGUAUGAAUCCGGUUGAGAGUUGAAAAAGGAGGCUAGAGUACAAUGGAUACGUAGACGAGAGAGUAUAUGAACAAAAAACGCCUAACCGACAGGGGGGCACCAGCUAGUAAGGAUAGUAACAAUUGUAAUGUGCAAUGCUCUGCCCUCUCGCUCUCUUCCUUUUGGUCUUUUUGCUCGGUCUCGCCUUUUCUCUUUCUCUCUCUCCCGGUACGCGUGUUUGUGAUGAACGGAAUGCGUGCUGAUGGGGAAAAGUCCUUUAAUGGUUGAGUCCAUCAUGUAUGAACGAGAUCGUGUGCGCAAGAUCAUGUUUGUUUGUGUGCUUACUUUGAGUAUGUCUGCCUGUCUGUAUACGUUAGCGAAUUGGUUUGCAAGCAGGAUUGUAUUCAGUUGUUCACUUUUUUCUUGGUUCUCUCGAUAGUUUAUAGUUCAGGCAAGAUUUCGUGGAAUGGGAAUGUGUAGAAUGUAAUGGAAAGCAAAAAGCAAAACGAAGAUUUGCAAUGGGGAAAACUGGCAUCUAAAAAAAGGAGCAAAUUAUAGAUAAUAACAUUUAUGAUAUGUUAAGAAUCUAUCUUAAAAUGCAAACAAGCGUGAGCAGUUGUAUAAGCUAGAAGGAAAUGAUAUUGCAAUACUCUAUGCGCACGAAACGCAAGGCGAGGUAGAACAAUCAAUGCGGUGAACACUUGAACGCAAAACAACAACAACAACACACUCACACUUACAUACACACUAAUAUUAACAAAUAAUACACACAGACACAAACACCCUCCGUUCAGUUCGGUUUUGUUUCGUAAGCUGUGCAAAAUAGUUUCGUUAGCCUCAAAGCAAAACAUUGAUGAACGCCAGCAGCAGCAUUGGGAAAUUCAAUCAAACAAGCAAACCACACAAUCGACAACGAACAACAACAUACUAAAUCAGUUACACUGGGUAAACGUAAAAUGGCAAGUCGAGACAAAAUUCAUUAAAUUAAGAUACAUAUAUUUGUUUAGUACCUUUAAGAAGUUCACUUGUGUCCUUAGUUUUUAUGUGUGAGCUACAUACUUCCCGCUCAUGCAUACGUAUGCGCAGGCAAACGAAUCAAAACAAACUUCUCUCACACACCCAGGUACACGUACAGCAAGAAACACCCCAAAACCCAAGGCACGGCCCAAGCGUAGAGGCUAUACCAGCGCAAAAAAAAAACAAUACAAUACACACACGUUGCAGCAUAACAUAACAAAACACCACUUAUUAAAAAAAACAUAAACCAACACCACCACCAAUCACCACCAAUCACACCGCACCAAAACGCACCGAAGCCGCCACGUUUCGUGGACAUUUACUGCGGAACCAAAAAUCAAACAAAAGAAGCAAAUCGCAAAAAUGAUCCAGAAACAUCGCCGAAUCCAAAUGCGUAACGAUUCUUUUGUUCACUAAAUCAUCCUCAUUUAUCAUCAUUGUUGUUUUUUUCUUCUUCUCUUUUCGUUUUGAUAGUGUCGUUUAACUCUUAUGUUACUAAGCGUUAGGGCGUUUGAUGUAUAAGACAAUUUGUUAGAGCUUUUUUAUUAUUAUUAUUAUUAUUAUUAUUAUUAUUAUUAACUAUUACGAUUACUGUUUAGCUUUAGUUUUAGUCGCUAGUGCAGCAAAUCGUGUAUGAGUUUUCGUUUUUUUUAAUUUACUCACUCUUUGGUUUUGUUCGAGUAAAGCAAAGGAAAAACAAAACGCUGUGAAUGGGGGUGUGCAAAAGUUCAAACAAUACACAACACAAAAUUCCUCAUCACAGCUGGUAGGGGAUAAGCAAAAACAAAAACCUGCAAAUGAGACAAAUGUGCAAUCGAAGGUACUUUACUAUCCAAAAGGAGUGAACGAUGUUUAAUUUCCUUGUUUUUUUUCUGUUUAGAAUGUUUUUUUCUUUGUUUAUUUAAGUUGAACACUUUCUUUUCGUUUCAUAUUUUUUAUUGUUUCAAUAAAGAAUAGGUGAAUUUUCA